GUGUGUGUGAGAGAGAGAGUGUAUGUGAAAAAGAGAGAGAGAUGAAAUGCACCGCUGCUUUUUCGCCGCUCGCGUUCGAAUCCUCCGCGAGAUCGAGGCGCGCGUAUAAAGCUCUCGCGCUCGGUCUAUCGGCGUGUUUUGGAGUGCGAAAACCAGUGUUGCAAAGUUGCACACUAGUCCCUGGGCUGCGGAAGGGCCUGGCUGUGUGUGUACGGAGUUUGUUUCUUACUUCCCCCUCCCCCAUCCGCUCCUGCUGCUGCUGCUGAGGCCGAGACAUGAAUGCGAUGAAUGUGGGGCUCACUUCAAAGCAGAUCGCGAGGGCUGUUGUAGUAAUGCCGUCAGCGAAGGAAAAGCGCAGCGAACGCGAUCCGUUUUUAGAUGGCCGCGUUUUUCACCGUGCGUUAGUGGGAUGAUCGGAUAUAUUGGCGUUUGUAGCGGUUAAAGAUGGCUAGCGUGCUGUGACAACGUGUUUUCACACUAGUUGAGUCGGAUGAGUAGAUCAAGCUCGCUAGAAAUGUCGGCCCGUGCGCUCAAGGAUGGUCAAAGUGUUUUCACCAUCUUUGCUCACUUGUUCGGGAAGGUGUCGCGCCGCACGUAACGUUACUUCCUCUCCUCGCGCGUUAUGUUAUUUGAUGCGGUUAAUGUUGGUUGUAUCUGUGUUUUAAACUCAUCAUGUUUUGCUUUGUAGCUAGCUAGUAGCCUCCCCAGGUUAGCACUAGGAGCGUUUAGCUGGUAAACUACAGCAUUAGUGCGUGUAAAAUGUUUAUACAUUCGCGUCUUGUGCUGGAUUAGCCUGCUAGCUCAUCGCCAUUGAAGUUCACGUUGGUGAAGUUAUUGACUGGGAUAGCUCAAGGUUUCUUUCCUCCUCCGCUUGCUUAUCAAGAACAUCAGACGAAAUCUAUUUGGCAGGCAGUCAAAGGUUUUAAGGUCGGAACUUGAAAGUGUUGGAUUUAUGGUUGGUGUCGUAAAGCGAGUCACAGGAGGAAUUCUUUUGCAGUGGCAUUAAUAGAAGCCUGGAUAUAAACUUUCUGCCUUGUGGGCUGUACUGGGACAGGGUGCAGGGACAGUGUGAGCAUGAGCAUAAACGAGACGGGCCGUUAUCUGCCAGAUGUGGGCGGCAGCUUCACUGAGGAUGCCCCCAGACCCCCGGUUCCCGGGGAAGAGGGCGAUCUGGUGUCCAGAGAUGGACGGCAAUAUGGCCACAGUUUUUACUCGUCUAAGAGCGAGAGCCUCAAGAACGAGACCUCCAUAGCUACGCCCAGAAGACCCGACCUGGAUCUGGGCUAUGAGCCCGAGGGUAGCGCUUCCCCGACGCCACCCUACCUGAAAUGGGCGGAGUCCUUGCACUCGCUUUUAGAUGACCAAGAUGGCAUCCACUUGUUCAGGACUUUCCUCAAGCAGGAGGAGUGUGCCGACAUGCUGGACUUCUGGUUCGCCUGCAGCGGCUUCCGCAAGCAGGAGGCCAACGAAGGCAAUGAAAAGAUGCUGAAACUCGCGAAAGCCAUUUACAAAAAAUACAUCUUGGAUAACAAUGGAAUCGUGUCCAGGCAGAUCAAACCGGCCACCAAGAGCUUCAUCAGGGACUGCGUGAUGAAGCUUCACAUCGAUCCUGCCAUGUUCGACCAGGCGCAAACCGAAAUUCAGACUAUGAUGGAAGAAAACACCUACCCUUUGUUUUUAAAGUCCGACAUAUACUUGGAAUACACCAGGACGGGCGGAGAGAGUCCCAAACUAUUCUGUGACCAGAGCUCGGUGUCAGGCAACGGCAAAGCCCUGCCAGGCUACUUGCCAACUCUGAACGAAGACGAGGAAUGGCGGUGCGACCAGGAACAGGAGCAGAACCAUGAAAGUGACUCCACUCCCAGCAACAGGCUGACCCAGAAGCUGCUCAUGGAAACCGUGCCUCAGCGGGUGGCCAACAGUAAGAGAUAUCAGGACAACCGGGAAUACAGACACGCUUCAUGGAGGGAGCCCAUCAACCCGUACUAUGUGAACACUGGUUACGCGCUGGCUCCCGCCACCAGUGCCAACGACAGCGAGCAGCAGAGCAUGUCCAGUGAUGCAGACACACUCUCCCUGACCGAUAGCAGUGUAGAUGGAGUCCCACCUUACAGAUAUCGUAAGCCGCAUCGACAUGAGAUACACGAAAGUGCCAAAGUUAAUGGGCGAGUGCCACUACCUCAUAUUCCUCGCACAAACCGGAUGCCAAAGGAUAUUCACGUUGAGCCGGAGAAGUUUGCGGCGGAGCUCAUCAGCAGGCUGGAGGGGGUGCUGAGGGAACGUGAGGCGCAAGAGAAACUGGAGGAGCGGCUCAAGAGGGUUCGGCUGGAAGAGGAAGGUGAUGAUGCAGACAUCUCCACCGCUCCCUCCCUAGCCAAUCACAGGAUCCCUCCUGCGGUCCAUGUGCAGCAUUUUGGUGGUCGCUACUCUGAAAUGAGCUACAACGGAUUGCAGCUACGGGACGCACAUGAGGAAAACCCUGAGAGCAUCCUGGACGAGCAUGUGCAGCGUGUCAUGAAAACCCCUGGUUGUCAGUCUCCGGGCACGGGCCGCCACUCUCCGAAGUCCCGCUCGCCUGACGGGCUUCCCGCGGGCAAGAUUCCCGGGAUGAUGCUGCCGCUGUCUGGUGUCCAAGGCAAGCACCAGACUCGGCUGGGCCCAAAGGGUGAGGCAGCGAACAUGUACCAUCACAAACACAUUCUCCAAACACACCAUGCCACGGGAGGGAAGCCCAAAGAACAGGUGGAGGUGGACACCACGAGGAUGCACGGGGGAUUCGCCUGGAACAUGGAGCAACACCACUGUGGAUCCAAGACACGCAACUUUGCAGAUGGGAUGAGUGUCGGCCCCAAUGCCAUGGACCCCAUGGUUUAUGGCAGUAAAGGAAGCACACUGUCAAAGCGUCCAGUCAGGAAAGGAGAUGAUGGUCGAAACUUUGAGAUGCGAGAGCCCUUGCCCCAUGAUGAUAUAGAGAGGAACCAGAAGAUACUGCAGUGGAUGAUGGAGGGCGAGAAGGAAGCUGGACGCUAUAAGAAGAGCCCUUAUGGGAGCAUCUCUGGCUCCAAGAAGGUUCAGGGUCACGAGGUGUCGAGGCCCAGCUCGGUGGAGCGACCGGGGGCUGUGCACCCUUGGGUUACCGCCCAGCUCCGCAACAAUGUGCAGCCUUCCCAUCCCUUCAUCCAAGAUCCAACCAUGCCCCCCAACCCAGCCCCCAACCCCCUCACCCAGCUGGAAGAGGCACGCAGGCGGCUUGAGGAGGAGAGGAGGAAGUCUGGAACAUUGCAAGCUAAGCAGAGGUAUGUGAUGGAGGUGAUCCAGAGAGGUCGCACCACUGUCAGGCCUGCUCUGUUCCCCACGUUCAGUGUGGUGCCCGCUGUCUCUGACAUGGAGCUCUCCGAGGCCGAGCAUAAGAACGUGAAGAAGCAGCCCUGUGAGAACAUCACUGUGGCCUAUUACUUCUGUGGAGAGCCCAUCCCAUACAGGACAUCCGUCAAAGGAAGAAUCGUCACACUGGGACAGUUCAAGGAGCUGCUUACUAAGAAAGGGAGCUACAGGUAUUAUUUCAAGAAAGUGAGCGACGAGUUUGACUGUGGGGUGGUGUUCGAGGAGGUACGCGAAGACGAUGCCAUCCUGCCCAUCUUUGAAGAGAAGAUCAUUGGAAAAGUCGAGAAGAUCGACUGAGGCUGUGAGGGAGGCAGGAUAUGGAGAAUGGGAGGAAGCGGCGAGCAGGUGCUGAGAUUGGUACAGCGAACGUGGAGGUGCAGAACAGGGACUAAUACACUAUUUUCUCAGAGGCUUCUACCUCCGCACAACAGCUUUUAAAGUCACACCGCUGCUCGGUGCUCAAGAUCACCGCAUUGUGCACGGAAAGCCCUUGGACUCCGAGACGAAAGCGCGAGGCGGCGUUCUCUCACCUUUGCUAUGUUUCUAACCCUGAAAAAUGUAAUGUAGCAAUGUAAAGUUAGCUUAGAAAAAAAGUACUAUGAAAUGUUUACUAAAGCUGCAUAUUUUUGAUAUGACGUAUCAGAAGGAACAUAUCCUUUCUAAUUUAACAACUCUUGUAAUUUUAUAUGUGCUGGUACCAGAUGUGUACAGACUGUCUGUUUAAAAGGAAAAAGAGAAAGUUUUAUAUCUAUUUAAAUAUUUAAAAAAGGAAAAGAAAAACAAAAAAAAAACAAAAGCGAAAUCGGUUCACCCAUAUCAAAGCUGAGGCGUCAACCUGACCCAAGACGGUGGUAGAUUUCACAAGACUGUGGUUACGAAGAAAUCCUAACCCACGCUUUACCAAGUGCUUUUAACUCACAGUUUGUUAACCCAUUGGAGAGGGAGGAGUCAGUCGACACCGCACUUUUCACCGCGUUAUGCAUUGAUGUCAAAGGAGAAGCGCUUCGAGCGGAUGUCCUGUACGACGAUGCCUUCACAUUGCUGUCUUUAGUUGAUGUCAUGACAUGCAUAAUUCCUCCCCUCUCAUCAUGAUGUAAGGGCAAAGGAUGAGUGCGCACAAAUAUCUCGUAUAGAUCUAUAGUUAUAUCCAGAAUCUGUAAGGUCGCUUUCCGGCGCAGUGCUGACGCCUGUUCAGGAGCAGGGGAAUGUGAGACUCGUGGAAGAGGACGCGACGUUCUGGGGUUCAUCGUCUAUCUAGUGCCAUUGGACAAUAUACUGAUCAUGUUUACACUUACCUUAAUGUAUUUUACUGAACAAGAAACAAAUAGAAAAUUGUAGCUUUUUAGCUUAACACGGCUAAAUGUGGUGCCUGGCGAGAAUGAAACGUUUUAAAAAUGUAGUUUUAACCUAAUGUGUUCUGCCUUGUUGAGAUCAUGAAACACCAAAGAAAACAAUCUACCACAGGAGUCGAAUAAAAUCCGUUCGCGUCGUUUCAGCGACAGAAAUGAAGCUCCUUCAUAGAGUUUUCAGGCUGCGUGUUGUAAUGAAACGCUGAGAAGUGUACUAACCGCUAGGAAUGGCCUGGAGAGAUUGAGCUAGACAUGGUGCUGUAAGGUUAGAAUGCUUUCUGUUGAUCUGGCAUCCCAUCUUCCCAACUCCCGAGUUUUAACCUUUUAAAUUCCCCGUGUAGUUUGAUUUAAGUUGCUGUUGUCCGUUCAGUGAUUUGUCAUGUCUUCCCCCUCCACCACGUUCUGUUAGAAUUGUUUUAAGCUGUCGUCAACUUGAACAAUAUGGGUACUUGAUGGAACAUUUCUCAUGUUUGUUUUGACUCAUUUUAAUUCUGGUGUAAUUGCCAACUGGGAUGUAAAGAGUUAACUACUGUGAAUAGCCUGGACUUGAGUUGCUCUCACUGAAUGAUGGAUGACCUGUACAUAGACAUCACACAGUGCCUUUCUGACCAUCCUUAUCUCUGAUCCACUGUCUGCUCUCCUCACUCCAUGUGUCCAGUACCAGGGACUUGCUUUGUUUUUAAGUUUCUUAAGAACUUUUUUUUUUCCUAUUCGAAGAGCAUCAACACACUUUAAGUCUUUCUGUGUAAAUAUGUAAAAAAAAAAAUUAAGUGUCUUCAACUACAACCAGCAACCCAAUUUGGAUAUUUAGUGCCCUGGUUCUGCUUAAGUGUGCCGAGUUGUACAGUUAUCAUUUUAUGGUACUUUGGACAAUAAAGACGUUAUAAAA
This is a messenger RNA of Carassius carassius (crucian carp), 5622 nucleotides long. RefSeq names its product axin-1-like. Bases 1075 to 3681 code for a protein of 868 amino acids. The record is from RefSeq and is a predicted model, not a curated record. NCBI's taxonomy places the organism in Eukaryota, Metazoa, Chordata, Actinopteri, Cypriniformes, Cyprinidae. The transcript has 11 exons. Gene Ontology annotation, biological process: negative regulation of canonical Wnt signaling pathway.